GCAUAGAUAUUUAUAUAAAAAAUGUUUACGUUACGUUAUGUAUAAAAACAAUGUAAAAAUGGAUUUUUAGUGUAUUAAAUUGCUAUCCACAUAAUUAUGUUCCUAUGAAAUAACUGCAAAGAAUUUAUCAUAACCGGGCGCGGCGGAAUAAACGAUGAAAUAAUAAUAAGUUAGUGUACUCUUAUACUAGUAAUAUUUUUAUGGAUUUUCCACAUAUUACACAUAUUAUGAAUUGAGUGGAACGUUUGACGUUUUUGGUCUAAUAUGGUAUCGCUGACUUAUUAUGCAAUUAUUAGCUGGGUUGUAUUUACCAACUCCAAUGACUUUUUAUGCUGUUAUUAUAUGUGAGACUGCUGUAGUGCUUUCAUCUCUUGUACCAUAUUAUGAGCAAAUAAAGAUAUUUGUUUUGAGCAGUUGCAACUGUUAACACGCGGGGAUCGAACGCGCAACACAUCGCGAUCAGUGAAGGUUUUGGCGGGGUGACCUCGACUAUUCGGCUAUUCGCCUAUCCGUGCAGUCAAAUAUUAUUAUUCUAAUAAUUCCAAGUUCUGGUUGCAAGCUCAGAAUUUUUCACCUUUCAGUGAUGGUUGAAAAAAAACCCUGUAACUAAAACUAGCUACCUAGAUCUUAAAAAAUAAAAAGAAGUUGGAUUGAACGAGCAACUAAUCAUACCUAUCUGUUUUAAAUUGUCUGUCCAUACGUAUACCUACUAAACAAUAAAAGUACAUUUAGAUGGAUAGACAUUGGAAACUAGAACUUCCUUCUGUACCCGUAUAUUCUAUCGAAGUUAAAAGAAAAACAAACCCACACUUGUAAAAAAGGAGGCAAACAACUGAAGUUCGGCAAGUUUACUGUCAGAUGGGGGUAGUGAUGUGUGAACGACGAAAACUGUCCCCCGGGGACGCCGGACGUGCAUUGCUGCGGUAGAUAAAUACAGGUACAAUAAUAAUAGAAUUUACUGUAAACAGGAUUUCGAUAAUAGGGAUACAUUGGGAUAUGAGGACAAAUGAUUAGGUUUUUGUUGUUUUAUGGAGUCUUGCACAGGACAUAUAAUUUAUUUUUGAGAUGCCCUGUUUCGAAAGUUGCUAUAGCUAAGCUCAUCGAAGAACUAGUCGCUUACUUAUUCACUUACUUACCUAUUUGGUAUGAUAUACUUGAAUUGCAAUUAGCAUUAGGCACUUGUAUUUUAAUUAAUGUAAGACGAAAUUUUUACCAAAGUUCACUAGGAACCUAAUUCCGUUUUCAGUAUCUCAUUAAUUAUUUUUCGACACGAUGUAAUCACAGCUUUAUUACCACGGAGGCUUGUCAACAGACCGACAUCGCAAACACGCGUAUACAAGAUAAUUAGUUUUAUGCAAAUAAGUUCAGAGGUCCGUGUAGGAGUGAUUUCUGUCAUCGACAUCUAGUUAAGCCGCUUAGAAGUUCCUAACAUGACCAGUUUUAUUAUAACUCUGUGGAUACUAUUUGGAAUACCUUCGAAUCUAGGUUGGACUGGUAUUUAGGUACAGGCAGCCUUUUUUUACACAAACGUGGUUUUUGUUCAAUAAAUUAAUAAGUAAUUAUUGAAAGAGCAUACCUAAGUCAAUUACUUUCCAUAAUUGUAUUAUCAAAAACCUUUAAUGCCAAGAACGAAACUUGCCUCUUCAAGAAACCGAUUAGUAGCAUGUUCUGUAAAGACAUAGGCGCACUACAGCCUAUUAUUUCAGCCUCUUGCAUUUUUAAAGUUGGUACUACAGCACUUUAAACGUUCGGUAUACCGGUCGGUUUCGGGAAAGGCUGUAAGCAACUGAUUGGCAUAUUGUUUCUGUUUCAUGAGUGAUUUCGGCCAGGAAAUUGAUUAACCAAUGUUUUUUAAAUAAAAUUUAUUACCUACCUACUUACUUAAUUGGUUUUCAGCUGUAGGUAUGUGCUGUUCAGUAAGAUGGCCGUGUAUGGCAGUUGUUUUUAGAUUUUUAAUAAUUUAAGGACUCUUUGUCUGAUUCUCUCAUUAACGACUGAGACUUGUUAUCGAUUUUUUACUGUUCUAUAUCUACUGACCUCGACAAAAGCGCUAAAAAUGCAGUUUGCUCAGAGAUUUCUGUAAUGGUGAACUAAGCUUUACACAAUUGACGUCAGGUUUAAAAUAACAUAGAUUAGAAGAUACAAAACAAAAGCGCUAGCAAAUUAGGGUCACGUACAAAAUCCAAAAACAAAACGUGUCAUUUUCCUGGUGGUUUCAGAAUCAUUCAAUUCAUAUGCUCAACGACACCUAGACUCAGGACAAUUUCGUGGAUCACACAGAUGCUUGUCCGACGCAGGGAUCGAAACCACGACACGUCGCACUCCGUGGGUUUGGCGUGGUGACCUUAACCACUCAGCUAUACGUGCAGUCAUUAUCUCUAAACAACACACAACAACUCUAACAGUAGCUGUGCGCGACUGUAUCUAUUGACUAUAAUAUUUACUUUUGGGACACCUCAUGUUUAAAGUAGAUGGGUAAUUUAUGAUCGAAAUACGUCAUAAUGACCCCUCUAUUUCCUCUUGAUUACCUUUCCGGUCAGCCGUGAUAAGUAAAAAGUAAAUGAAAUUACCAGUAGACACAAAUAGACCAAAAUAUUAUUUUGUAUAAUGUAGAAUUCUACGUAAACAAAUCGUUCUACAAAACCAACAGGGUUUAUCAAACCAUCCCUGAGACCUACCAGUAUACAUAUAUGGAAGCUUACGAAAAGGACUUCUGUCUCUUUUGGUGCACUGACACGAGAGUGGCCACGGCAAUCGGAACUAGAAAUGUUAAGAAAUUGUUUCCAAAGCAAAUUAAUGUUUGCUGCGAAGGUUAUGUCACAGACGAUGAAAUUGUUGGUAACGGACUCCACUGUAAACCAUAUUGUACGCCUACCUGCAGUAAUGGUUACUGCAAAUCUCCUGGAGUGUGUGCUUGUAACCCAGGGUACGUGCCCGACAUGUUUGAUCCAUACAACUGCAUACCUCUAUGCAUUAAGGGAUGCGACCACGGCACUUGUGUUGCACCAAAUACUUGCUCAUGUAACUCAGGGUACAAUCUGGUAAAUGAUAUUUGCGAGCCAGUGUGCGAUGAGCCCUGCUACAAUGGAACCUGCAUAGCGCCAAACACCUGCCAAUGCUACCCUGGAUACAAAAUGUCAGAUAACAAAACAUGUGAACCGUAUUGCUCUAGUUACACGGCUAGUGGUGAAUGCGUAAUCACUUUAACCUGUGUACCAGGCUGGACCAAGGUAAUAAAAGGCGCUGUUGAAGUGUGCGAGCCAUUGUGCACCGAGCUUUGCGAAAACGGUAUUUGUAUUGAACCAGAUAAAUGUGAGUGUUUAAAAGGAUACGUAAAAAUAGCAAGCAACCGUUGUGAUCCCGUCUGUUCGUCCGGGUGUCUUCAUGGCAGCUGUAUUGGUCCUGAAACUUGUGUUUGCGAUCCUGGGUGGUACAGAAAGGAGUCAAGUGGCGCAUGCCAAGCACACUGCGACUACAAAUGUGGGAAUGGAACAUGCAGUGGCCCGAAUGUUUGUGAGUGCUUUCCGGGGUUCAAACUUGAUGAAGGAGUUACUGAUCAAGUGGACACGGCGACUCCAAUGUGUGUCCCCGUUUGUGAUAGUUGUGAGGGUUCGUGUGUUGCUCCAGGAGUAUGUGUAUGUGAAUAUCCUCUAGAAACUGUGUUAGUCGCGGCGGAUGGUGGCCCGUGUAACUGUACGGAAAAUUGUUCUGAUGACGAGACCAAGUGUGAGAGAACAAUAUGUGUAGAGUCAACUACUGAACAUGUCAUUUCUACUGAGUCUACUACAGAUCAACGUUUUGAAGAGACAACAGUGUUACAUGAUGUUCUUAGUACGACUGAUAUUGUAAGCGUUACAACUGUUACCGAUAAUGCAGACUACGAGAGAUCAACAGAAGAAAAUGAGGGCAAUGAUUAUGAUGAAAUUAAGAUUGAGGAGGCAUCUUGGUCAAAACCUUACUGGUUCUACGCAAUCGGAUCGACACUUGUUUUGAUCAUGCUGAUAGUUGCUGCUGCUGCAUUGUAUAGGAAAAAGUAUUCUAAAGUGCUAGAUAGAAACCUAUCUACACAAUGUAAUGACGUAUCUACGGUGCAUUACAAAAAGAAAACCACCGCGUAAAUAUUCAGUGCCACUAGUACCUAUGUAUAUAUGUAGUUAGAGAGGGCCAUGUGAGAUACUUGGUUUAGAUUAGUUUUACCAAAAAUUUUAUACCAAAUAAACUUAUCUAUUAUUUCUGUGUCUGACACGUACAUAUUUUGAGAAUUUUCUUAUCGAAAUUAAGAGUAAAUUAUGUUAAAAACA
Trichoplusia ni (cabbage looper) is the source of this 4301-nucleotide messenger RNA. Its product is annotated as von Willebrand factor D and EGF domain-containing protein-like. The record is from RefSeq and is a predicted model, not a curated record. The coding region runs from base 2691 to 4118 and encodes 475 amino acids. The transcript is spliced from 7 exons. NCBI's taxonomy places the organism in Eukaryota, Metazoa, Arthropoda, Insecta, Lepidoptera, Noctuidae.